AAUUUCUUUUUCUCUCCCCUUCCCACUGCCAGCUCUGCUUUAGCUUCUCUACUUCUUCUACGUUUCAUAGUCACAGACUCACAGGAGAAGGAAGGGAAAAAAAAAUCAAGAUUAGCUCUGAAAAGUAUAAAAAAAUGUCAGGUUUCGUCGGGAUCCUUGUCUCGGAUCCAUGGCUACAUAACCAAUUCACUCAAGUGGAGCUCCGGAGUUUGAAAUCUCACUUCACGAGCAUGAGGAGGGAGAGCGGGAAGCUUACGGUGUCAGACCUCGCGUCAAGGAUGGGGAGAUCGAAGGUGGUUGGAGAUCAGAACCUCACCACUGAAGAAAGAGCUUCUCUGAUCCAAAGCUUCCAUCCGAACCUCGAAGAUGAAGUCGAUUUCGAGUUUUACUUGAGGAUUUAUCUUAACCUUCAAGCACACGUGAACGCUAUAAUCGGAAGCGGGGCAAAGAACUCGUCUGCGUUUCUCAAGGCAGCUACAACCACUUUGUUGCAUACCAUCAGCGACUCUGAGAAGUCCUCUUACGUAGCUCAUAUCAAUAACUACCUCUCUGGAGAUGAGUUCUUAAACAAGUACCUACCUAUCAACCCUUCCUCUAAUGAUCUCUUCGAAGUGGUGAAAGACGGUGUUUUACUUUGUAAACUUAUAAAUGUGGCGGUUCCUGGGACGAUUGAUGAGAGAGCUAUUAACACUAAGAGUAUGCUUAAUCCAUGGGAGAGAAACGAAAACCAUACGCUUUGUCUUAACUCUGCCAAGGCUAUUGGGUGUACUGUGGUUAAUAUAGGAACUCAAGAUAUCAUUGAAGGAAGGAGGCAUCUUGUGCUCGGUGUGAUUUCUCAAAUCAUCAAGAUACAAUUGCUAGCAGACCUAAACUUGAAGAAAACUCCACAGCUGGUGGAGUUGGUGGAUGAUAGCAAGGAUGUGGAAGAGUUGAUGAGUUUACCACCUGAUAAGAUCUUAUUGAGAUGGAUGAACUUUCAGUUAAAAAAAACUGAAUACAAGAAAACUGUCACAAACUUCUCCUCUGAUGUAAAGGAUGCUGAAGCUUACACUAAUCUAUUAAACGUCCUAGCACCAGAGCAUAAGAGUCCUUCAAAGUUAGCAGCCAAAAACCCAUUUGAGAGAGCAAAAAAUGUUCUCGAACAUGCAGACAGGAUGGGGUGCAGGAGAUACUUGACCGCUAAGGAUAUUGUUGAAGGUUCCCCGAAUCUUAAUCUUGCUUUUGUAGCGCAUAUCUUCCAGCACAGGAACGGGCUUUCAACCAAAACAAAACAGAUAUCUUUCCUUGCCGAUGACACUCAAAUAUCAAGAGAAGAAAAAGCCUUCCGGUUUUGGAUUAACAGCUUUGAUAGUUCUAUGUACAUAAACAACGUGUUUGAAGAUCUAAGAGAUGGGUGGAUACUGUUGCAGACACUAGAAAAGGUGUCACCAGGAAUUGUUAACUGGAAAAUAGCAAGCAAGCCUCCCAUCAAAUUGCCAUUCAAGAAAGUAGAAAACUGUAAUCAGGUUGUGAAGUUAGGGAAGCAGCUCAAGUUCUCUUUGGUUAACAUCGCUGGAAAUGACAUUGUUCAAGGAAACAAGAAGCUCAUACUAGCAUACUUAUGGCAAUUGAUGAGAUACAACAUCCUGCAACUCCUGAAGAACUUGAGAUCCCAUUCCAACGGCAAAGAAAUAACAGACGUUGAUAUAUUGGAGUGGGCAAAUGCUAAAGUGAGAAAGAACGGAAGUCAAACCCGUAUGUACAGUUUCAGGGACAAGAGCUUGUCCGAUGGAAUAUUUUUCCUGGAGCUGUUGAGUUCAGUGCAGCCAAGAGCUGUUAACUGGAGUCUUGUUACAAACGGAGCAACUGAUGAAGAGAAGAAGAUGAAUGCUACUUACGUGAUUAGUAUAGCCAGGAAGAUGGGUUGCUCCAUAUUUUUACUACCAGAAGACAUAACUGAGGUGAAUCAGAAGAUGAUUCUGACACUGACGGCAAGUAUAAUGCACUGGACUCUGAAAGAACCUCUUCAUCUUAUUAAGCCUACCGGAUCUCCCGAUAGCCACAGUGGAAGUCUACUCGACGACUCUACUUCCGAUUCUUCUUUAGAAUAAUAACUUAUGUUUUGUUCCAUGGUGAAGUUAUAUACAUUUCAAAAAUUCUGUGUAAUGAUUCUAUAAAUGAUUCCCUUGAUUGUUUUCUAUGGGUGGUAAAACAAUAUUGGAAUUAUAUAAGUAUUUGAUACCUCG
This is a messenger RNA of Eruca vesicaria subsp. sativa (arugula), 2225 nucleotides long. Lineage: Eukaryota; Viridiplantae; Streptophyta; Magnoliopsida; Brassicales; Brassicaceae. The record is from the annotation of a GenBank genome assembly.